Messenger RNA from Acaromyces ingoldii, 406 nucleotides. RefSeq names its product U6 snRNA-associated Sm-like protein LSm2. Gene Ontology annotation, molecular function: RNA binding. Bases 21 to 314 code for a protein of 97 amino acids. Gene Ontology annotation, cellular component: U4/U6 x U5 tri-snRNP complex; precatalytic spliceosome; Lsm1-7-Pat1 complex. The transcript is spliced from 4 exons. The record is from RefSeq and is a predicted model, not a curated record. Gene Ontology annotation, biological process: mRNA splicing, via spliceosome. Lineage: Eukaryota; Fungi; Basidiomycota; Exobasidiomycetes; Exobasidiales; Cryptobasidiaceae.
CUGGUCGAUCCUUCUUACCCAUGCUCAUCUUCAGCGCAUUCAAGACGCUGACGGGCAAGGUCGUGACCGUCGAGCUGAAAAACGACGUGUCGCUCACGGGCACCCUCAAAUCCGUGGACCAGUUCCUCAACUUCCGAAUCGACAACAUGAAGGUGGCAGAGGGAGAGGAGGCGCGAUGGCCACACCUUGCCGCUGUCAAGUCUGCCUUCAUCCGUGGAUCGGUCAUUCGGUACGUUCACAUUCCCGCAUCAGCCGUCGACACGCAGCUCCUUGAGGAUGCAACUCGGAAAGAGGCUGCAUCAGGCAAACGAUAAGAAUGCGGAAUACAUGUCCAGAUGAACGAGCAGAAAAGCGGGUAGAUCACACGAAACAUUGACAUCCCACCUUUGUACCAAUAAUAAACGCA